UGCUAUUACCCUACAGAAAUAUCUGGGAUUACCCAAUUCUUUUUCCUUCAUUCAGUCAGCUGACUUGGCAACUGCAGAAACCCAGGUGGUCCCUCUCAUCUGUAAUCUACUUCAAAAUCUUUCUGCAGUGACAUUUCAUCAUCGCCAUGUCUAAUAAUGAAGGAAAUGGGAAAGCUGAGAGCCAUGAGGUCACCGAAAAGGGACAACAGUGUGUCAUACAAAGGCUAACUGAUCUGCCCCUGGUCAGCAUUACCUGCGAGAUCCUUUCCACUACUUAUAACUCUGCGAAGGGGUCCCAUCCAGCUAUCAAUGCAGUCUGUGAUAUGGCAGAAGUUGGACUAAAGAAGAUUGCCUCCUCGGCAGUGAGCAGUGCACAGCCUGUCAUGAAUAAACUUGAACCUCAGAUCAUUUCAGCAAAUGCUUACGCCUGCCAGGGCCUUGACAAACUGCAAGAGACUCUGCCUGUUGUGCAGCAGACUAUUGAAAAGGUAGUGCUGAAUGCCAGAGGCCUUGUCCUGGGUGCCAAGGAUACGGUGUCAGGUCUAGCAGGUGGGGUCAAAGAGGCUGCCCAGGAGAAGAUGAAGGUGGCCUUGUCUGCAGUGGUGGUUGGCAUGAUCAUUGUGAUGGAGGGCAAUAUGAAGCAGAUGGUGACGAGUGGUAUUGACCACAUGAUAGAGACAUCUGUGGAGAUGAUAGAAUACUACCUGCCAGUAACAGAUGAAGAACUAGGCGAGACUAUUGCAGCUGCUUUUGUGGGGGAGAAUGUAUUUGGAACCAGGCAGAGGGCCUUCUCGGCAGUGGCACCCGCCCUGUGGAACGCCCUCCUCUGA
Molecule: messenger RNA, 830 nt
Organism: Podarcis muralis (Common wall lizard)
Lineage: Eukaryota; Metazoa; Chordata; Lepidosauria; Squamata; Lacertidae
Source: RefSeq, a predicted model, not a curated record